This is a messenger RNA of Monodelphis domestica (gray short-tailed opossum), 2921 nucleotides long. RefSeq names its product Rho related BTB domain containing 1 (gene RHOBTB1). Gene Ontology annotation, molecular function: protein binding; GTP binding; GTPase activity. The record is from RefSeq and is a predicted model, not a curated record. Lineage: Eukaryota; Metazoa; Chordata; Mammalia; Didelphimorphia; Didelphidae. Gene Ontology annotation, biological process: small GTPase-mediated signal transduction.
CUCCCACCCCGAGCCAGCGCUGCCACCGGGGAGGGGCGGGAGGCCCGGAGCCCCUCGGGACUGCACCGUACAGGACAGGACAGGACGGGGUGCGGAGAGCAAGCGAGAGGACGGGCGAGCGCACGCCCCACAGCAGCCGCCCCAGCAGUGGACCGCGGGCCGGCUGGCCAGGCAAGCGGGAGGAAGCCAGCCGGGCGGGCCGGCGGGCAGGGGAGGGGCGGGCGUGCCAUGCUGCUGCCGCCGCCGCCACCGCCGCCGCCGCUGCUGCUGCUGCUGCUGCCGCCGCCGCCUUUGUGCAAAGUUGGGCAGCGGCUGGCGGGCGGCGGCAGCGCGCGGCGCCCCGUGCGCCCCCGGGCCCCGAGCUGUGGCUGCUAGAGCACACGCCCCCUGGCCGCCCCCUGCCCCCCUUGCCUGCCUGCCUGCCUGCUAGCCGCUGCCGGUCCCCCCGGCCCUCCUACGAGCCACCGCCAGCGACCACCAAGCGCCGCCCCGGCUCCAGGGCUCCCGGGUUCCCGGGCUCCAGGAUUUGGAUAAAUGGACACUGAUAUGGAUUACGAACGGCCCAACGUUGAAACCAUCAAGUGUGUCGUGGUUGGAGACAAUGCUGUCGGCAAGACCCGAUUGAUCUGUGCCAGGGCAUGUAACACCACCCUAACCCAGUACCAGCUGCUGGCCACUCACGUGCCCACAGUGUGGGCCAUUGACCAGUACCGAGUUUGCCAGGAGGUGCUGGAACGUUCUCGAGAUGUUGUCGAUGAAGUGAGUGUCUCUCUCAGGCUCUGGGAUACCUUUGGUGACCAUCACAAAGACAGACGUUUUGCAUAUGGCAGGUCUGAUGUUGUGGUUCUUUGCUUUUCGAUCGCUAAUCCCAACUCCCUAAAUCAUGUGAAAACCAUGUGGUACCAAGAAAUCAAGCACUUCUGCCCUCGCACCCCAGUCAUUCUAGUCGGCUGCCAACUAGACCUGCGCUAUGCUGACCUCGAAGCCGUGAAUCGAGCGCGACGCCCACUCGCCAGGCCUAUAAAGCGUGAAGACAUUUUGCCCCCAGAAAGAGGCCGAGAAGUGGCCAAGGAGCUUGGAAUCCCGUAUUAUGAAACAAGUGUGUUUGACCAGUUUGGGAUCAAGGACGUGUUUGAUAACGCAAUCCGAGCCGCACUGAUUUCCCGAAGACACCUUCAGUUCUGGAAAUCCCACUUGAAGAAGGUCCAGAAACCUUUACUCCAGGCACCAUUCCUACCUCCUAAAGCACCUCCACCGGUUAUCAAAAUCCCAGAGUGUCCCACCACGGGUAUGAAUGAAGCCGCCUAUUUAUUGGACAAUCCGCUGUGUGCCGACAUCAUGUUUGUCCUUCAGGAUGAGAAGCAUAUUUUUGCACACAAGAUUUACCUUGCUACCUCCUCUUCCAAGUUUUAUGAUCUUUUUUUAAUGGAAUGUGAGGAGUCUCCCAGUUUCCUUGAAGGCGCUUGUACAAAAGAAAAGCCCAGUCGGGAUUUUCCGACCAGGACUUUGGAUCUUGAUUCCGGGGAAGAAUGUAAGGAAACUGCCUCAAUCCCGUUAACUUCUGAGGACUGGACAUCCCAAAGUGAGGGCAUGUUGCAAAAGCCAGAGUUGGGAGCUAGAGACCUCUCUCCAAACGCCAGAGACUUGUCCACAUGGAGCAAAGGCUUCGUUGGCAUGCACAAAGAAAUGCUAGUCAACCCUAUUUCAAACAGAGUAGGUGUCGUGACUGUGGUCCGAAUGGACUCUUCCCUUCAAAUGGGCCCUUUCAGGACCCUGCUUCAGUUUCUUUAUACGGGACAACUGGAUGAAAAGGAAAAAGAUCUGAUGAGACUGGCUCAGAUCGCAGAGAUCUUAGAAGUAUUUGAUUUGCGAAUGAUGGUGGAAAAUAUCAUGAACAAAGAGGCCUUCAUGAAUCAAGAGAUCACGAAAGCGUUCCACGUCAGGAAAGCCAACCGGAUAAAGGAAUGCCUUAGCAAGGGGACAUUCUCGGAUGUGACAUUUAAGUUGGAAGAUGGGGUCAUAAAUGCCCACAAACCACUGCUUAUCUGUAGCUGUGAUUGGAUGGCCGCCAUGUUUGGAGGAUCAUUUGUGGAAAGCGCCAAAAGUGAGGUAGCCCUGCCCAGCAUCAACAAGCUGUCCAUGCAAGCCGUGCUGGACUACCUGUACACCAAGCAGUUGUCCUCUUCUCUGGACCUGGACGCACUUGAAUUAAUCGCCUUGGCAAACCGAUUCUGCCUGCCACACUUGGUCGCUCUUGCAGAGCAGCAUACCGUGCAGGAGCUGACCAAAAUGGCCGUGAGUGGGAUUGGCAUUGAUGGAGAGGUGCUGUCCUACUUGGAGUUGGCCCAGUUUCACAAUGCCCAUCAGUUGGCAGCGUGGUGCCUUCAUUACAUCUGCACCAACUACAACAGCGUUUGCGCCAAGUUUCGCAAGGAAAUCAAAGCAAAAUCUGCAGACAAUCAGGAAUACUUUGAGAGGCACCGCUGGCCACCCGUCUGGUACUUGAAGGAAGAAGAUCAUUACCAGCGUGUAAAGAAAGAGAGAGAGAAGGAAGACCUGGCCCUGAAUAAGCACCAUUCCAGACGGAAGUGGUGCUUUUGGCAUUCUUCCACAAUGGUAGCCUGAAUAAGCAAGGAGAGAAUCCUAGGAAAGACCCGCCCAUUCCCCCCAACCAACAGCAACAGCCACAACACUACUGUAAAAUUAGUCGUCAUCGUCGUCGUCUUAGAGAUGAGAUGUAGGUCAGGUUUCAGCCACUGAUUGGACUCUCCAUCUGUGCAUUUUAGAAUCCAGAAAUAUUAAAAGCACAAUCUCCCCAGAAAUGAGCCUGGACGACUGACUCUGAUGCUUAAAUUGCAUUCCUUCCACUAAUAUGUAUAUUUUUGGUUAGGGAGCGUAAUAAACUUAGUCCAUUAUGACAA